AUGGCAUCGUCGGUCACAAAACGACUAGCCCGGUUCACUAGUUGUGACAUUGCGGAUGCGCUCGUCGAGCUUCAAUACCCGUACGGCGGCUUCCUCGACGGCAUUCGGAUGUGGUCGCCCACUUUCUGUGCGGGGCCGAGGAAGAUGGUCGGACCGGCUGUCACGGUGAAGAUGGUGGCGGCCAGCGACACCAGCGCGCCGAAACCUGCGCGUCAUUUUGCCGACUAUAAUGAGGUCGGGAAGGUCAUGUAUGUGCAGCAGCCCAAGGCGCUCUAUUCAGCCUGCUGGGGUGGCUUGAUGUCUACGCGAGCGGCUUUCCUGGGUGCUCAGGGUGUUGUGGUGGAUGGCCGGGUGCGGGAUCUGAAGGAACAUCGCGAGAAGGAUAUCCCGGUAUUCGCCAGAGAUACCUCCAUUCUCGGUUCUAACACCUUCAGUCGGGCGUCUGAGAUUAAUGUCCCACUGCAAUUCAAGGGAGAUCUCUGGAUCCACCCUGCCGACUACCUCGUUGGCGACGUGGAUGGCGUCGCGGUUGUACCCCGUUCCUUAAUUGAACGUGUUAUUACCAUGUGUGAAGAACGCGCCGAAGUGGAUCAUAAGGUUUUCAAAGGCCUUCAUGAAGGGAUGACCAUGGAAGAGGCCGUUGCGAGGUUUCGAAAUUGA
Sodiomyces alkalinus F11 is the source of this 660-nucleotide messenger RNA. RefSeq names its product RraA-like protein. Lineage: Eukaryota; Fungi; Ascomycota; Sordariomycetes; Glomerellales; Plectosphaerellaceae. The record is from RefSeq and is a predicted model, not a curated record. The coding region runs from base 1 to 660 and encodes 219 amino acids. The transcript has 3 exons.